AUGCCGCUGGCCCACCAAGCUCAGCAGCAGGCCCAGCUGCCGCAGUAUGCGGCUGCUGCUACGAGCCAACCGCGAAAUUACCCUGCAGCCGCGAUACAGCAAGGCCGACCUCAGUCCAGCUUCUACAGCCACGGGAACCUUUCCGGCUCCGGCAUAGUCAACACUGGUACAUACCGAUACAACGAUGAUGCGCUGAUGGGGCCCAACGCAGAUAUCAGAAGGACAAGCAGCUCGAGGGUGGCCCCGCCUGUCAUGCACGGUAGCAUACCCUCGAGAGAGAUGAGCCAAAGCAACAGAGGAUACCGGCAGCCUGGGCCCGGUCCGCUGCCCGGUGGAAAUGGACCCACUCCUCCACGCAGGAGUUCACGCAGGGAGCCGAUGCACGAUCAAUACGGUGUCAGUCCUCCGUUCUUGGGCCAGGGAAUCAAUUCUCCUUACAAUGUUGAUGGUGCUCCACUACCCAGUAGCGAAGAGUGGAAAGAGAAGGGCGCUUCCGUCAGUAUGCGGCAGGAAGUUGAUUCGAAUGGGAAGCCAGUCGUAAGAGUUGUGAAGAAGGGCGUGAAAGAUUUCAAUUUUGGGCGGACAUUGGGAGAGGGUUCAUACAGCACAGUGUUGGCGGCAACAGACAGGCAAACGCUACGAGAGUACGCUAUCAAGGUCCUGGACAAACGGCACAUCAUCAAAGAGAAAAAAGUCAAAUACGUCAACAUCGAGAAGGACACACUCAAUCGACUCACAGAGCACCCGGGCAUUGUCCGGCUUUACUACACAUUCCAAGAUGAGCGCUCGCUAUACUUCGUCUUGGAUUUGGCCAGCGGAGGGGAGCUUUUAGGUUUUCUCAAGAAGAUGACUACAUUCGACGUGGAAUGCACGAGGUUUUACGGCGCUCAAAUUCUCGAUGCUAUCGACUACAUGCACUCCCGAGGAGUGAUCCACCGGGAUCUCAAACCCGAGAACGUGCUGCUGGACGACCAAAUGCACGUGAAAAUUACCGACUUUGGAACCGCAAAAAUUCUUGAUACUGCAAAUCCAAACGGGAUCGGAUCAGUAUUAGGAGAUCCACUAAGCGGUCUUCAGUCAGACAGGGCGGUUUCGUUUGUAGGGACGGCAGAAUAUGUCAGCCCGGAAUUACUAACAGACAAAAACGCCUGCAAGGCCAGUGACCUAUGGGCAUUUGGUUGUAUCAUUUACCAGCUUCUGGCAGGAAGGCCACCUUUCAAAGCCGGCAAUGAGUAUCAGACAUUCCAGAAGAUCGUCGGCCUUGAAUACACCUUCCCGGACGGGUUUCCGGACAUUGCCAGGGACUUAGUCGAGAGGCUUCUCGUGCUAGAUCCGGCUAAACGCUUACCAAUGGAGCACAUCAAGAACCAUCAAUUUUUCGAUGGCAUCACCUGGGGCAAGGGCCUAUGGAAACAAAAGGCUCCACGACUAAAGAGCUAUGUGCCGCCAGCUCAGGAACCGAUCAGACUCAACGGUAACGGAGGUUCUUACCCACCACCAAAGUCGUCAGGCGCGCCGACAGGUACUGCUUCAAGCGGUACGCAGUUGCGUCCUCAACCAAGGCUUAUCACCGAGCUUCCGCCUCCAAGUCAGCUAGACAUUGAGUGGUCCCCCGUUCUAACCCGAAACAACGAACGAAUAUUGAAGCUUGGGAAUCUGGUAGUCACUACAAACCCUGCACCGCACAGUCCCACUUCCAAGAGUGGGGAAGCUUCAUCAGAUACCCCUAAGAAGUUUUCACGUUUCUUUGGCGGCAACACAACGAAGAAAAGGCAGCGACUAGUAAUGAUAACAUCUGGUGCGCGGAUUAUUCUAGCUGCUGCCGGCGGCGAAGAGAAGAAAACUAAGAUGGAAGUAUCGCUACUUGGAGCCGGCUGUACCUGGAAAAGCUACAAGGAUUCGAAGGGUCUUACUUGUUGGUGUGUAGAUACAAAGGAUAAGCACCUUGUAUUCGAGGACCCAAAAGCCACCACAAGCGAUCCCGACGGCAGCAAAUACUCCGCGCAAGAAUGGAUCGACAAUAUCGAGCGCGCAAGGGAACUUGCCAUAUCCCAGAGCAUGACGAACUCAUACUCUGGUGACUCCGCAUUUAACGAUCUGGCAUCCACAAUUUCGAGUCCUGCUAGUACAUUGGGCGGUGACGCUGCGUUCGAUGGAGUCAACAUCCCUACGACGAGGCACCUCAGGAAAGAGCAUGGCGAUAACGAUUCCAUGAAAGGACGUAAACGCUUUAGCAGACGGCACUCGAAGAAUGGGCUCGCCGCCGUGUUCUAG
Molecule: messenger RNA, 2274 nt
Organism: Mytilinidion resinicola
Lineage: Eukaryota; Fungi; Ascomycota; Dothideomycetes; Mytilinidiales; Mytilinidiaceae
Product: serine/threonine protein kinase-like protein
Exons: 2
Coding region: 1-2274 (757 amino acids)
Biological process (GO): peptidyl-serine phosphorylation; intracellular signal transduction
Molecular function (GO): protein serine/threonine kinase activity; ATP binding
Source: RefSeq, a predicted model, not a curated record